Molecule: messenger RNA, 2616 nt
Organism: Olea europaea var. sylvestris
Lineage: Eukaryota; Viridiplantae; Streptophyta; Magnoliopsida; Lamiales; Oleaceae
Product: transmembrane 9 superfamily member 11-like
Exons: 1
Coding region: 319-2295 (658 amino acids)
Biological process (GO): protein localization to membrane
Cellular component (GO): membrane
Source: RefSeq, a predicted model, not a curated record
CUCUCUCUUCCUCCUCGCCCAGACUUUCCACAUCUGCACGCCAUCUGCAGAUCUGCUGCGGCUCAAAUCUCAUUUUCACAGAGCACACUCCUUUCAAUUCUUACUCAAGAGGUCUGUAAAGAUUUUUAUUUGAAAACCUUAAAUAAGGCCCUUUACUUUCUUGUUUACAUAUUGUAUUUUCUUAUACCCACUCUCUGAUCGGAUCGUUCCGUUCCGUUCCGUUCCAAAACCCAAAAAGAUAAUCCAAAUUCAGAAAAAGAUCUUGAUUAACGUUAUUCCUGAUCUGGGCUAUUGAUAUCUGCCCAGAAGACGGUGAAAAUGGAAUCUUUUUGCAGAUUCAAGAUCUGGUUGUUGCUUGUUUUCUUGACCAUUUUUCAAUUGGGUAAUGGUUUUUAUCUCCCUGGUAGUUAUCCUCACAAGUAUGGGGUUGGUGAUUUCUUAAAUGUCAAGGUUAAUUCUUUGACAUCAAUUGAAACUGAAAUGCCCUUUGGGUAUUAUAGUUUACCAUUUUGCCAGCCGAAAGAGGGUGUUAAGGAUAGUGCAGAAAAUCUCGGCGAGCUUCUUAUGGGAGAUAGGAUUGAGAAUUCUCCCUACAGAUUUAAGAUGUAUACCAAUGAGACUGAUAUUUUUCUGUGCAAAACCAAGCUUUUAUCUGGUCAGGAAUUUAAGCUUUUGAAGGAAAGAAUUGACGAGAUGUAUCAGGUGAAUAUAAUCCUUGAUAACUUGCCUGCAAUUCGGUAUAUUAAGAAGGAUAAAUAUUUGUUGAGGUCCACUGGUUUUCCAGUUGGUAUCAAGGUUCAGGAUGCCUAUUAUGUAUUUAAUCACUUGAAGUUAACUGUCCUUGUUCAUAAAUAUGAAGAGACCAAUGUUGCCCGUGUUAUGGGUACUGGGGAUGCAGCGGAGGUGAUCCCUACUGUUGGCAACUCAGGAACAGAUGCCCCUGGCCACAUGGUUGUUGGGUUUGAGGUGGUACCUUGUAAUGUUCAGCACAAUAUCGAUUCUGUGAAGAACUUGAACAUGUAUGACAAAUACCCUUCCCAGAUUAAAUGUGAUCCAACCACAGUCACCCGUGCUAUUAAGGAGAAUGAGCCAAUGGCUUUUACAUAUGAGGUGUCAUUCGUUGAGAGUGACAUUAAGUGGCCUUCAAGGUGGGAUGCAUAUUUGAAGAUGGAAGGAUCAAAAGUGCACUGGUUCUCGAUUCUAAACUCGCUUAUGGUGAUAACUUUCUUGGCUGGUAUUGUACUAGUGAUUUUCUUGAGGACAAUUAGGCGAGAUCUGGCUCAGUAUGAAGAGCUCGAUAAGGAAGCUCAAGCCCAGAUGAAUGAGGAGUUGUCAGGAUGGAAACUUGUUGUUGGAGAUGUUUUCCGUGCCCCGAGCAAUCCGUCGCUCUUGUGUGUGAUGGUUGGAGAUGGGGUUCAGAUUCUUGGAAUGGCAAUCGUGACAAUUUUGUUUGCUGCCCUUGGAUUUAUGUCCCCAGCAUCCCGUGGAACACUUAUUACUGGUAUGCUGUUUUUCUACAUGAUUCUUGGAAUUGCAGCCGGUUAUGUUGCUACUCGUCUUUGGAGGACUAUGUUCUGUGGAGAUCACAAGGGAUGGGUCUCUGUAUCAUGGAGAGUUGCUUGUUUCUUCCCUGGUAUCGCCUUCCUUAUUCUAACCACUUUGAAUUUCUUGCUAUGGGGUAGUCACAGUACAGGAGCUAUUCCCUUUUCUUUGUUUGUGGUACUCAUUUUGCUAUGGUUUUGUAUCUCGGUUCCCCUUACCCUUGUUGGUGGUUACUUUGGGGCAAAGGCACCUCAUAUUGAAUACCCCGUUCGAACAAAUCAAAUCCCCCGAGAAAUCCCUCCUCAAAAGUAUCCAUCUUGGCUUUUGGCCCUUGGGGCGGGUACCCUUCCAUUUGGUACACUUUUCAUUGAGCUCUUCUUCAUCAUGUCCAGUAUCUGGAUGGGUGGUGUAUACUAUGUCUUUGGGUUCCUUUUCAUUGUUAUGAUCCUUCUGGUUGUGGUUUGUGCUGAGGUAUCACUUGUUCUUACCUACAUGCACCUUUGUGUUGAGGACUGGAAAUGGUGGUGGAAAUCUUUCUUUGCUUCUGGUUCUGUUGCCAUUUACAUCUUUCUUUACUCCAUCAACUAUCUAAUAUUUGACCUUAAGAGUUUAAGUGGACCCGUAUCUGCAACCCUUUACCUCGGAUAUUCACUCUUCAUGGUUCUAGCAAUAAUGCUUGCAACAGGUGCAGUUGGGUUCCUUUCUUCGUUGUGGUUUGUGCACUACCUGUUUUCUUCUGUUAAACUCGACUGAAGGGUUUCGUUUGGAUUCAAAGUUCAAUGGUGUUGAAGAAGCAGCGAUCAAAGGUUGGACGCAACAUGUUGCUUAUAAAAUUGUUCUGCUUAUUUUAUUGUUUGUGUCUAUUUCUAGGGCAUUCAGAAGAUAACAACAAUAAUAUUCUAAAGUUUUGUUGAAGUCUUUAAUAAGAUAGAAACUCUUGCAGACUAGCCAGCUAGAAUACUCAAUGCGGACAGAACGAAUUCUUUUCAUACGAGCCUAUGCACUAUUUACUGUCUAGAUAUGUAUUAAGUAUUGACGGUCAUUCCAAUCAAUUGGUCUUCAUUAUGCUGUUUA